This is a messenger RNA of Acanthoscelides obtectus, 576 nucleotides long. The record is from the annotation of a GenBank genome assembly. NCBI's taxonomy places the organism in Eukaryota, Metazoa, Arthropoda, Insecta, Coleoptera, Chrysomelidae.
AUGGUUACCAAUCCCACUCUAUAUCCUCCUGAUAUUACUAUAACCAUGGUUAGCAAGACUCAUUAUUUUAGCGCAAACUGUAUGGGUAAUGAUGAAUGUCCAUUGACAUUAGAUGAUGCUGGCGGCGUUUUAGGACAUGCAUACUUUCCUGACUCUAGCGGCACCUGUAGAGAAAUCCAUUUAGAUAUAAAUGAACGCUGGUAUUUUGGAAAUAAUCCUAAUAUACCCAAAAAUCAAACUAGUUUUCUUAUGGUGUUGGUUCAUGAAAUUGGACAUGCCCUCGGCAUAGCACAUAGUGCUUCUCCGAAUGCUAUUAUGUUUGCCUUCUAUCAGCAUGAGAUUCGUGGUCUAGAUGUUGAUGAUAUAAAUGCAGUACAAUAUCUAUAUGGAAGAAAAAACAAAUAUGAUUCAAUCCCAAAGUCUACCACCGCAUCAGCAAUACCAAAAACAACAACAACUAUAAGAUCUACAACUCGUAAGCAGCCGAUCCUCAAAAAUUUGUGUGAUAUUAUUCCAGAUUUUAUGUUUUUAGCUUGCUCCAGAGUUUUCAAAUUACCGAUUAUAUAUUGCACAUGA